Molecule: messenger RNA, 2264 nt
Organism: Pungitius pungitius (ninespine stickleback)
Lineage: Eukaryota; Metazoa; Chordata; Actinopteri; Perciformes; Gasterosteidae
Gene: plbd2
Product: phospholipase B domain containing 2
Exons: 12
Coding region: 17-1699 (560 amino acids)
Biological process (GO): phospholipid catabolic process
Cellular component (GO): extracellular region
Molecular function (GO): glycerophospholipase activity
Source: RefSeq, a predicted model, not a curated record
ACCAGUUCAUGUUAACAUGGCGUCCAGGAAAAACAACACCGCCACUCUUGGACAUUUUAAAGCGGUUUUGUCCGCUUUUGUUUUUAUGUUCGCUUGUGUUCAAGCUGAAAUACGAACUGCUGUUAUUGACAAACAAACUGGAAAGCUGUCUGUUGUUGAAGGAUAUAGGGAAGGCUUCGUGGCUUGGUCUAACUUUACAGAUGACAUCAACACAUCAGGUUGGUCUUUCUUGGAGAUCACGACCAGCAGUCAGUACAAUGACAGUAUCCAAGCCUAUGCAGCCGGUGCAGUGGAGGCUGCAGUCACAGCUCAGCUCAUCUAUAAGCACUGGAUGAACACGCUUCUAAAUUACUGCGGGCCCUUUUCCUCUGCAUCUAGUUACUGUGCUCGCCUUAAGGCUUUCCUCAUUACCAAUUUGCAGUGGGUUCAGGAGCAAGUACAGAAGCAGUCCAGUUCACCCUAUUGGUACCAGGUGCAUCUGACGCUGCUGCAGCUGAAGGGUCUGGAGGACGGCUACAAUGACCAGCUCUCACUUCCAUUAGGGCCAUUCUCCUUCAACCCAUUAGGGUUUCUACUUUUUCAAAUGGGCGGGGAUCUGGAGGAUUUGGAAUCCGCUCUGAACAAGUCCAGCCAAACUAAACCUCUUGGAUCUGGCUCCUGUUCUGCUCUCAUUAAGCUGCUGCCAAAUAAUAAGGAGCUGUUGGUGUCACAUGACACCUGGAACAACUAUCAGUCCAUGCUGCGCAUCAUGAAGAAAUACAUGUUUGCCUUUAGAGUUUCUCCUUCAGAAGAGGGUUUUCUUCCUGGAGGAACUCAGGCGUUCUCCUCUUAUCCUGGAUCGCUCUUCUCUGGAGAUGACUUUUAUAUUCUGAGUAGUGGCUUGGUUACCUUGGAAACAACCAUUGGCAACAGUAACCCCGCUCUUUGGAAGUUUGUUCAGCCCACUGGAACCGUCAUGGAGUGGUUGAGAAACAUUGUGGCCAAUCGACUGGCGACUACUGGCAAAGAGUGGGCCGACAUAUUCAAAAAGUACAACAGUGGAACGUAUAACAACCAGUGGAUGAUUGUGGACUAUAACCACUUCACUCCAGGAAGGACUGACAUUAAAGACGGUCUCUUUGUUGUAUUGGAGCAAAUUCCGGGACUAGUUCUCUACUCUGAUAAAACUCAGGAACUGCUGGAGAAGGGGUACUGGGCAAGUUACAAUGUACCGUAUUACAAAGAGAUCUUCAAUGCCAGCGGCUGCAAUGAGCUGGUUGCGAAGUACGGCCCGUGGUUCUCUCUGGACAACAAUCCUCGGGCUCAGAUAUUCAGGAGAGACCAGGCAGCUGUCACAGAUGUGGACUCAAUGGUCCGCCUUAUGAGGUAUAACAACUUUAUGGAAGACCCACUGUCAAAGUGCGGCGGCUGUGAUCCAGCUGCAAAUGGGGAGAAUGCGAUCUCUGCCCGUUCAGACCUGAACCCAGCUAAUGGCACGUAUCCGUUUGGUGCCCUAUGGCAGAGGUCACAUGGAGGAACAGACAUGAAGCUGACGUCUUUUGAGAUGUUUCGUGAUUACGGUAUGCUGGCAGUCAGCGGGCCAACGUGGGACCAGGUGCCGCCGUUCCAGUGGAGUACAUCGCCGUACAGUGACCUGAUGCACAUGGGUCACCCUGAUAGUUGGGCCUUCAAGCCUGUAAAAGUCUCCUGGAAUCCUUAAUUCUACUGUGUGUAUAUACAAGCAACUUGAUCACUAUAAAUAAUGCCAACUAUUGACAGUUUUGAUGGGGGAGGGGGGAGAGAAAGGAAAUUAUACUUUGAAUCAUUGUGAAAAACGUUUUAUGAAUGUAUAUAAAUUUCUUUGAUCAGGGACACCCAUAAAAUAGAUUAUUGAUUCAAAGUGGCACAAAUAUUAAGGAUUAACAGUAAUCCAACUAUUUGAAUAAUCAAAGCACACAUAGUUAAAUAGAUAAUAUCUGGAUAUUCAAAUACACUUCACGACCUUGCUGUUGUGAAAGCUCUAUGUAUUUUGAUACAGAUAAAUGUUUCAAAAAGACUACAGUCGUUGAAUAAAUCCUUAACUGCAGGCAAACAUUUUUGUGAUGCAUUAAUGUAUGUAAUAUUUCUGAUAUAAUGCAUUGUAUGAUCGUUCUCAAUAAAUUUUCCAAAUUUUUGCCUAUAAAAAAACAAUGUUGAAUUGUUUAAAAACAUGCGAAAUAUUUUCUGUAGUUAAAUAAGAUGGUGUCAUCUUCUAAACUGAUGAGUGGGUAGUCACAGCCGAAGAU